This is a messenger RNA of Lolium perenne, 1524 nucleotides long. RefSeq lists its product as uncharacterized. NCBI's taxonomy places the organism in Eukaryota, Viridiplantae, Streptophyta, Magnoliopsida, Poales, Poaceae. The record is from RefSeq and is a predicted model, not a curated record.
AUGGGGUGCUUCAGCUCCAAGCCGGAUGACGCCAGUGCCAUUAGGAGGCGACCGGCGAGCAUCGGCGAGGUGGCCGUGUUUGUGCCCGGGUUGCGGGUCCCCGAGCCCUUGGAGCUGCCUCCGCCACCGCUCACCGACAGCCUGCCGAGGAGGCUCACCGAGCGUCUGGCGUCGUCGAGGGGCCGGAUCGCGGCCAUGGCCGCUCGCGAGGCGCUGGCCGUGACCAGGCCCCGGAGACGCGCCAUCACACAGCAUGGUGGCUCCACGUCAGCUGAUCUUGUGCAGGCUCUGGAGGAGUACUUGCCAGUUGUUCUAGGAAUGACAAAAGAUGGGAGCCAGUUGGAAGAUAAGAUACAGUACUCAUGGAUGAACCAGGAAGAUGAUGCAGAGGUCUGCACUGCAUCCACCCUACUAUCCAAUCAUGUCUAUACAUUUUGCAUUUUCUUCAGUAAUCUGUCUUUGUGGUGGCAGGAAACGGCAUUAACCAGUGCCUGGUACGAGGUGCUGUCAGUGCUGCACAUGAUGGCGAUGUUGCGUUUAUCGCAAGCAAAUUCGCUGCUCCUUCCCAAGACAUCACUCGAGGGGUACCACACCAAAGUAUCUGAAGAGAACAAGCGAGCUUCAGUGGAGAUAUUCCUCAAGGCGGCCGGGCACCUAGAGUGCGCCAUGCAGCAUGUUCUUCCCAGGAUGUCGCCUGAAAAGAGGAAAGGUCUUCCUGUGGACUUGUCUGAAGGUGUCCUGAAAGCUACCUGCAUGCAAGCCCUUGGUCAGGCGAUCGAUGUUCAACUUGGGCUGGCGAUCGACAGCCCAAAGGCCACCCUGGCAGUAAAAAGGAGGCUGGCAUGUGAGAUGGUCAAGUGCUGGCAGCAGGCACAUGAAAGCAUUGCGGACCUACCCCUGCUCGACGGCUGGGGCGAGAAGCACAGACUCUUCGUCAAGUGGAAGCACAUGGAAGCAAAAGCCGCGGCGUACUACUACCAUGGGCUGAUCCUGGACGAGGGCAACAGCGAGAAGUCUCACCGGGAGGCCGUGGCGGCACUGCAGUCCGCGGAGGAGUUCCUGAAGGAGAGCCGAGCCGCCAGCGAGGAGUUCCAUGCCGCAUCCCCUGUUUCAAAGAGCCCAGUGUUGUGGGGAUCGAUGAAGUACCUAUACGACAAGAUCCACAAGGACUCCUCCUGCAAAGUCCGCAUCAACAAGGACCUCUACAGCAACAUCGACAGGACGACUCAUGAGACGGCGGCGCCAGAGCUGCCGGACUUCGCAGUGGCUCUCAAGCCGGAGGACUAUCGGCUUCCUCGCACAGACGCUGCUUCUGUAAAUGACUAGCUAUGGGCAUGCAUGUAUGCAAGUCUUUUAUUCGCUAGAUAUAGUAAUUAAUCGGACAUGUACCUUGGAUGGAUGGAUGGAUGAUUAAUUUGUGAAUCAAAUCGAAUGGUGACCUGAAACAUACAUUCAUACACUCUAUUUGGAACCAUACACUCUGAAAAGUCCAAUCACAGAACGGAAUAACGUUCUAGCUCGAAA